AUGCAGUCGUCGAUGAACGUCCCCGACCAGUUCCGCGCCGCCCAGUUCACCGAGAAGAACGGGCAGCUCGAGAUCAAGCCGACGCAGCUCGGCGAGGUCAAGGCCGACGAGUGCGUCAUCAAGGUCCACGUGUGCGGCCUCCACUCGACCGACGAGCUCCUCAAGCACGACCUGCUUCCCGACAUGCGCUACCCGAUGAUCCCGGGCGGCGUUGUCGUCGGCGAGAUCGCCAAGCCGGCCCAGCAGGGCAAGCGCAACCUCAAGGAGGGCACGCGCGUCGUCGCCAUCACGUUCAUGCGCGGCCUCGCCGAGUACGUCGCCGUCAACGAGGCCAUGGUGAUCGAGCUGCCCAAGGGUUUCCACUCGGGCGACAAGCAGCUCGAGGCGCCCAUCUGCGCGUUCGACGCGACGCGCGUCUGGGUCGCGCACGAGCGCUGCCACGACGAGCUCAAGCGCAUGAACGACGCUGAGCGUCGCCUCGUCAAGGACCUCAACGAGCGCAUGGGGUUCAAGGGCGACGGCGUCCUCGUCGUGUACGGUCAAGGCGGAUUUGCCAAGGUCGCGCUCGACAUGAUCAAGAUGGCCAAGCAGGACCGCAAGGUGAUCCUCGUCGCCACGUCGGACCGCUGGUCGGCCGGCGACUACGGCCUCAAGGACGACUGCCUCGUCGUCGUCGGCAAGCACAACGUCGCCGACGAGCUCAAGAAGCUCGGCGGCGCCCAGGGCAUCAUGUGCGUCGACAUGCCGAUUCAGCAGGUCGAGCAGCUCCUCGACGGCUGCCGCUUCCACUCGUCGAUCGUCCUCCUCUCGCCUCGCCAGGACAAGGCGAUGCAGCUCCCGAUCGGCGCGUCCCUCUCUCUCUCUUUCUCGCCGUCUCGAGCUCGAGGCCCCAACAUCCUCGCCAAGUCGAUGACGCUGCACGGCCAGCCGCUCGUCACGCACAAGCAGCUCGAGCACGCCAUGCAGCUCGCCGACAAGCACGGCCUGCGCGCGCCGGUCAAGCAGUUCAACUUUGACGAGGGCGGGGUGCGCCAGGGCUGGGCGGCCGUCGAGGGACGCGAGCAGUUCGAGGCGGCGGUCGUCGUCGUGUCGCGCUCGUGA
Molecule: messenger RNA, 1101 nt
Organism: Rhodotorula graminis WP1
Lineage: Eukaryota; Fungi; Basidiomycota; Microbotryomycetes; Sporidiobolales; Sporidiobolaceae
Exons: 7
Coding region: 1-1101 (366 amino acids)
Source: RefSeq, a predicted model, not a curated record